AUGGAUUACGAUUAUUAUAAUUACACAUUUCCAGACAUUAUUGAGCCUCAGACUCCUGAGAUUCAGCCGAUCCAGAUAGUGGCUCUGGUCAUGUACAGCCUUGUGGUCCUGCUGGGUGUGCCUGGAAAUGCUCUGGUGGUGUGGGUGACGGGGUUCUGCAUGAGCUGCUCUGUCACUUCCCUCUGGUUCCUCAACCUUGCUCUGGCUGACCUUCUGUGCUGCCUCUCCAUCCCCCUACUUAUGGUCCCUCUGGUCCAUGAUGACCACUGGCACUUCGGUCCUCUGGCCUGCAUGCUCGUAAGAGGCCUGUUUUACCUGGUGAUGUACUGCAGCAUCCUGCAGCUGGCAGUGAUCAGUGUGGAUCGUUUGUUGCUGGUCAUCAGACCCAUCUGGUGUCAGAACAACAGGCGACCCAAACAGGCUGCCUAUGGAUGUGUUGCUGUGUGGAUCCUGGCCCUGAUAGGCAGUAUCCCACAAUUUGUGUAUGCCAAGGAGAUUGAGGCAGGUGAUGAAAAGAGAGAGUGCAGGAUGGAGUACACUGGACAGAGUGCUUGGUCUGUCUCAGCUUUCCGCUUCCUGAUUGGAUUCAUCUUUCCUUUCCUGAUUAUUCUAGUUUGUCACUUGGUGGUCUACUUCAACACACAGAGGAGAAUGUCACAUGGUCGGUCCAAUAAAACACUGAGGGUCAUCAUUGCUGUGGUGCUGAGCUUCUUCUUGUGCUGGCUCCCACUGCACAUCAUAGAUUUCCUCAUAUUGACCACUCCUCGGGUUUCCAGCGCAAGACCCAAACUUCAGCUGGCACAUGUUAUAGCGCUCUGCCUGGCUUACCUCAAUAGCUGCCUCAACCCUUUACUCUAUGUGUGUCUGGGCCGGAGCUUUAAAGACAGCAUGAACCGCUCCCUGCGCAACAUCCUCCGCUUCAUCAGCGACGACCCGACCACCAAGAUGAGCGUCACUAAUAUGGACACCAAGAGCACCAGCACUGGCAAGGAGAUGACAAAAAUAUGA
Molecule: messenger RNA, 1008 nt
Organism: Archocentrus centrarchus (flier cichlid)
Lineage: Eukaryota; Metazoa; Chordata; Actinopteri; Cichliformes; Cichlidae
Product: C5a anaphylatoxin chemotactic receptor 1-like
Exons: 1
Coding region: 1-1008 (335 amino acids)
Biological process (GO): positive regulation of cytosolic calcium ion concentration; complement receptor mediated signaling pathway; chemotaxis
Cellular component (GO): plasma membrane
Molecular function (GO): complement component C5a receptor activity; G protein-coupled receptor activity
Source: RefSeq, a predicted model, not a curated record